AUGAUGCCUACCACGCGAGCGAAGACGCAGGCGAACCUGAACGCGGGCCCGAAAUCCGAUGCGGCUAAGCCCAGCGGUCGGUUGUUACACAACCCAGUGUUCUCCCGCCGUAGCGUCGGUACCAUCCCGGUAGAGGUGGGCUCGAACAAGUCGUCACCGAAGAAGCCUCUGGCGGAUCUGAAUCCAACCAACCCGCUGGCCAGCAUCGUUCACCAAACCGACAAAAGCGGCAAGCAACAGCCUGUACUUACUGGAAGUCGACGCUUUAUUCGCGACGGAGCAGCCACGAAUGGAGGACAAGGAAGCUUCCGCAACCUGUUGACAAACUUUAUGUCAGCGCUUGGAGUCAAUGAACAGCACCAGACUGUGCGAUCGUCGCCGACAAAGCAGAAACUUGCCGGUGCUGCGGACAAUACAAUUGAGCUACGCAAGAACAUUUUGCCUCCCGCUUCACCCGCCGACACCAACUACCAACCCUGA
Phytophthora nicotianae INRA-310 is the source of this 480-nucleotide messenger RNA. RefSeq lists its product as hypothetical. Lineage: Eukaryota; Oomycota; Peronosporomycetes; Peronosporales; Peronosporaceae. The transcript is spliced from 2 exons. The record is from RefSeq and is a predicted model, not a curated record. Bases 1 to 480 code for a protein of 159 amino acids.